UCAGACCAGUUUUUCUUGUGCUUCGAACACACCAUGGUUCUGAAGAAUUCCUGGACAGUUUGUCCUCUGCUUUUAGGAAUCGCUGCUGCUGCAGUGUUUGUGGAGAAACACGAAGCCGACUUGGUUCUGCGGAGAUGGCGCCGGGCAAACAGUGGUUUCUUUGAGGAGAUGAAACAGGGAAACCUAGAAAGGGAAUGCAAUGAGGAGAUCUGCAACUACGAAGAAGCUCGGGAAGUGUUUGAAAACGACGACAAGACGAGGGAGUUCUGGAAGACGUACAGCGGUCGUGAACCCUGCCUGGUCAAUCCCUGCAAGAACAAAGGAUUGUGUAUAAAUGUUGGAACCUCGUAUGAAUGUCAGUGUCCUGAAGGAUACGAGGGACGAUACUGUCAGACAGCUUGUGGUCAAGUUGCUCCAGCAGAAACAGAAACUGGACUCAAUCAGACCAUUCAGGUCCAGAUCAGGGGGGUUGGAGCCAAUCACUGUCCCAAAGGAGAGUGUCCCUGGCAGGUUCUGGUUCAGCURAAUGGAAAGAGUCACUGUGGAGGAGUUUUGAUCCACCCAGACUGGGUCAUCACCGCCGCCCACUGUUUGCAUGGCAAUGACACCCAGAAACUCACCGUGGUGGCAGGGGAUCAUAACAUUGACGUUGAAGAGAACACAGAGCAAAGGAUUCCCGUUUCCAUGGCCAUUUCCCAUGAGAGUUACAAUCCGGUGAGUGGCGACAGUGACGUCGCCCUGCUCCGGUUGAACCGCUCCGUCACGUUAAACCGGUACGCCAUUCCAGUCUGCCUUCCCACCAAAGACCUGGCAGAGAGGGAACUCCUACCGGUUCGAUACCACUUCUUGUCCGGCUGGGGCAAGAGGACGUCUGGGGGCAACGCCAACACCUCGCCGGGGGCUCCGGUGUCCCCCAUCCKCCGCAAGAUGGCCGUCCCCAUCAUCCCAAACUCCCAGUGCUCCCAGAAAGCCGGGUUCAACUUCACCGACAACAUGCUGUGUGCCGGAUACCUGGAGGGCAAACAGGAGAGCUGCCGUGGAGACGACGGCAGCCCACUGGUCACCAAGUAUGGCCAUGCCCACUUUCUGAUGGGUGUGGUUGGCUGGGGGCGUGGUUGCACACACCCGGGAUAUUAUGACAUGUACGCUAACAUGGCCAAGUUUGUGGACUGGGUGGAGAGCACCAAAAAGAACCCACCCACCACAACGACGCCAGUUCUGCUGCAACAAAAGCUUCAAUAAACAACUAAUUUUCUUCUCAUAUCGGAAGAUUUAUUUAGAUAAAAGUAAAUUAAACCUGAAUUGAUUGACGUUAUUGUCCAUUUCUCUGACUGUUAAGUUAAAUUUAUGAACUGAGAAAUAGUUUCCUUUUCAGACAGAAUAGGAUUAGUCAAUAAAACCAAUAAACUUUCUUCAGUCAACUAAAA
Messenger RNA from Austrofundulus limnaeus, 1427 nucleotides. RefSeq names its product coagulation factor VII. Gene Ontology annotation, molecular function: serine-type endopeptidase activity; calcium ion binding. Gene Ontology annotation, biological process: blood coagulation; proteolysis. Lineage: Eukaryota; Metazoa; Chordata; Actinopteri; Cyprinodontiformes; Rivulidae. Gene Ontology annotation, cellular component: extracellular region. The record is from RefSeq and is a predicted model, not a curated record.